Saprolegnia parasitica CBS 223.65 is the source of this 1126-nucleotide messenger RNA. RefSeq lists its product as hypothetical. The record is from RefSeq and is a predicted model, not a curated record. The transcript has a single exon. Lineage: Eukaryota; Oomycota; Saprolegniomycetes; Saprolegniales; Saprolegniaceae. Bases 30 to 1085 code for a protein of 351 amino acids.
GCUUUGCUUCAUUUGCGCAUUUGCUGAACAUGGACGCUUACUUUCACGACGCGCCGUUUCCCGGCCAGUACAGCAGCAUGAAGCAAGAGCCCAUGUGGGACCUGCUUCAGAACGACAAUAGCAACCACCACCACCACAACAACAACAUGCACAACCACACGGUCUUUAUGCAAAAGGACGCGUUUGCGUUCGACAGCUUGUCGUACGAAGUGCAGACGAACGCCAUUGACUUUGUCGACUCGAUGCUCUGCUUUGACCCGAUCCCGUACCACCAGCCCGCGCCCGAAAUCAUCUACCACAACCAGUUUGUCGAUCUCGACGCCGCCACCACCAACACCUCGUACGGCUAUUACGACAACAACUUUGCCAACGUCAAGUCGGAAGCCAUCGAGAUGGCGCUUGUCCUCCCGGGCUACGCGACGCCGCCGCCGGCCAUCACAGCAGCAACGACGACGACGACGACACCGGCGUCGACGACGAGCAAUGUGCCCGCGGCGCACAACGAAGUGCCCGGCAAGUGCCUCCGCGAAGACUGCAAUGCGUCCAUCACGUACCGUGGCUUCUGCAAGACGCACGGCGGCGUCCGCCGCUGCCGCGUCAUUGGCUGCACCAAGGGCAGCCAGGGCAAGAACCUCUGCAUUGCCCACGGCGGCGGCAAGCGCUGCAACAUCCCGACCUGCAACAAGUCGGCGCAGUCGCACGGUCUCUGCAAGGCCCACGGUGGCGGCGCGCGCUGCACGUUUGACGGCUGCGGCAAGAGCUCCCAGGGCAACGGCCUCUGCCGGAAGCACGGAGGCGGUCGCCGCUGCACGUAUGAAAACUGCAACAACGGUGCGCAGCGGGGCCUUUUCUGCGCAAAGCACGGCGGGUCGCGCCACUGCAAGACGGACGACUGCCAGCGCACGGACCGUGGAGGCGGCUACUGCGAGAUUCACCGCAAAGACAUUGUGUGCUUGGUGAGCGGCUGCAACCGCAUGGGCCUCCAAGACGAAGUCGGCGGCGGCCUUUGCCACGUGCACUGCAACCACCUCCGGUCCAUGGCCGACCGAACCGAAGAGCUCGCGCCACAGUGGUCUCAAAUCUAAGUUAUUAUUCCUGCAUGUGUAUAAUGUACAAUCAACAACAA